Cuculus canorus (common cuckoo) is the source of this 2749-nucleotide messenger RNA. RefSeq names its product zinc finger C2HC-type containing 1C (gene ZC2HC1C). NCBI's taxonomy places the organism in Eukaryota, Metazoa, Chordata, Aves, Cuculiformes, Cuculidae. The record is from RefSeq and is a predicted model, not a curated record.
UCCGCCUGCGGCUCGCGGGGGAGCGUGGUCUCCGUUACGCUCAUGAAUAUGCAUAGAGCAGAAGGGCGGGGCCGUUGCGGGGAAGCGGUGGGAGCGCGCGUGCUCAUCGCCCGGCAACGGGGCGUCGCGCGGGGCGGGAGCGCGGCGGGAGGCCCCGCAGGUAACGGCGCUCGUCCCGGGAGGGCUCCGGCGCCAGAAUCGAUGGGAAACGGCCUCGGGGAGCGUCGCCGUUUCCCCGGGGGCGCAGGCGAUGUGGUGGGAAGCGAUGAGGCAGAGGCGGGAGCGUCUGAUCUCCGCCUGCCUCAGCGAGCGGGGCUGGAAGAACCCCCGGUGGACGGAGGGCGAGGACUUACAGAGCCCUGAAGAGUCACACAGCCUUUGCUGAUCUUGAUCCGUGCCUCUCACCGUAGCCCCCAGGGUCAGAGCGUUAGGAGAAAACCUGUCCGGUGCUUCUUCCCUCGGGCUCUUCCUCAGGCACUGAAUGGCUUUGUUUCCACCGCUGGACUCUGGGGUUUCAGCUGCUGAGCUCGUUCCCGGGUCCCAGCUGGAACGCCAGAAGAACAACCAGCGUGAGCUCAGAUGUGACAAAAAGGAAAGUUUACAGUAUCUCUGUGCCCCAAAGAGCCAAAGCUGUUUGUACGGUCUUUGCGCAGAAAGCAGACGGCACAGCUCCGGGCACGGAGGCUCGCGGCCGGCCGGGCUGCAGGGCGAGCAUCUCGCCAGCCAGACCAAGACUCUGCCGGCUAAGCCAGUAGCCAGAAAGAAAGAAGGUGUGGACCGUGCCUAUCCCCUGAAACCGAUUUCUCACAAAGGGGUGAGUGUUCCGGCGGUCAACGCAGCACAUCUCAGAUGUUCCCCAUUCGUGGAGGAAGCUCCAAAGAGUAGGACUAGCCCAAAGAACAGAGAGAAGCUUCCAGCAGGGAGGUCUCCAGAAGUUGCAGUGCUGUCGCCUUGGACAGCAGAGCCGAAACAGCCAGCCUGCUGUCUACACAGAAGAAAUCUGGCCUACAUACUGAAGUUGGAGGAAGAUGUACGGAUCAUGGAAAAGGACAUUCAAAAGAAAGAGGCAGUCCUCAGAGAGAAGCUGAUGAGAACAGUAGAGGUGCUUAGGAGGAUUCAAAGACAGAGGAAGCUUGUUGAGGCGGAGGAAAGAAGAGAUGGAGAAGCAGAGAGGACCUGUGAGCAAAAGGCCGUGAGGUGCCCUAAAGAGAAAACUCUCAGAGCUGCAGCUGAGCCAGGUGACAGAGUCAUCAGUGGGACACAGCCUGCACAGGCUGCUAUCCCCAAGCCCGGCACCACCCUCCACCCUGAAGAUCUGGAUAUGGAGAGACUCAAGAAGGAGCGGCUGCUGGCCACCAACAGCAAAAUUCAAGACCGCGUACACAUGGAGCAUUUAGCCUCUUGUUCAAAGCUGGCCCCAAAACAUAGCCCGUCUCCCUCUGCCCACUCAGACCAAGUUUCUGAUGACCACCUGUCCACAGAGGUGCUGUACCUGCAGGCUGCCAGUGCUGUGGAGCAGGGGGAGCUCGGCCAGUGCACUUUCUGUGGACGUAACUUCCUCCGCAUCAGACUUGAGAAGCACGCGAGUAUCUGCUGCAAGAGCCAUGGCUCCAAGAGGAAAGUGUUUGACUCCAGAAAGGCCAGAGCUAAGGGUACAAUCCUGGAAGAGUUUCAGCAGUGGAAGAUCUCAGAAAGGCCUCAGAAUGUGCUGCCCAGAAGAAACAGCAGAGAGGUUUUGAUCCAGACCCUGCAUCUGGCCCGCCAGGUGCAGCAAAUCCUCUCCAAGGGAGGGAAGAUGUCUAACCUGCCCCCGUUGCCUCCCAUCGAAAACCCAGACUAUGUUGCCUGCCCCUAUUGCAGAUGCCAAUUUGAUCCCCAAGUAGCUGAGAGACGCAUUCCCAAAUGCAAAACCAUCAAGAACAGGGCCUCACCCCUACAGCAGAGGAGGCACUGCUGAGGUGGUGUCCAACUGUGCUGUGAUUCCCUGCCUAUUUUCUGCUGGUUUUUCACACAGACCCUUGCACUUUCUCUAGUCUCAACAGUGGCUGCGAGUGCCGAGCUCGUACGUACAGCAAGUGAACAUCUCAGGACAUAUAAGCAGAACACUAAAGCUCAUGUACUUGACCCGUGGCCAGUGUUGCCCCAGACAGGAUGGCCCUCGGGGGCUGCUGCUCCCAGCCACGGAGCUCAGUACUGAGUCCCAGGGUAGGUGCAAGGCUGUCACUGCUCCGUCAGCUAAGCAGGGAAAAAAGGCUGUUGCUACAGGUCAUCAGCGUGACAGCGGAGAGGAGCAAACCCCCUGUCAGAAAGGGGCUGUUCUUCAUAUCAUAUCAGAAGGAUUUUAACCCUUCAACCCAGCUCUGCCUCUCAAGAGAUUUCACAAUGUCCUGGAAACCAUGAUAAAAAGUCAGAAGUGGCGGGCAUUAAGUACAGUAGGUAGAACAGUUGGGCGAGCAGGGGUCGGGCAGCUUUCCCUUCUGUAGCCCUUGAUGCUCAGUAGAAGCUGUUCCAAGAAACAGGUAGUUCUUCCCUUUGAGUCUCUCUCUUCCCAUUACUCAUUUCCCACUUGGCACUCAAACUGUUAAAAUAAACGCACCCACAAAAGCUCCCGGAUGUCACUAGGAGGAGAUACAGCAGCAACAGAAAAGAGUUGUUGUGUUGUUUGUUUGUUGUUUUUUUUAAAUAAAGGAACACAGAACCUGACUUUUUGUUUGUCCCCGUAGCAAAGCGCCUGCAAGCCCCUCGGCCC